UUUUAAAUCAUUUAAUCAUGUUCCUCUCCCACCCGUGCAUGCACCAUUUCUCAUAUAAAUACCCCUUCUCCCCUUUCAUCAAGAAAUCUCACAACUUUCUCUCUGCUCUCUCUGUUUUUUCUACUACUAAAAAUUCACUUUUCAACCACACAAAAUUUACAAACCCACAACCAAUAUUCAAGAAAAUUAUUAAAGAUGUAUGCGAAUUGUGAAGUAGACAAUGAUUUUGCAAUUCUUGAAUCAAUUAGGCUUCACUUACUUGAAGACUGGGAAGCUCCAUUAACAAGCUCCGACAACUCAACAACCUCGGAUUUAAGCCGAAGCAACAGCAUUGAGUCCAACAUGUUUCCUAAUUGCUUGCCCAAUGAAUUUGAUUAUACAGCUGAUAUGUUUUUUAACGAUAUCUUUAAUGAAGGCAUUGUUGGCUAUGGAUUUGAGCCAGCUUCUGAAUUUACACUCCCCACUAUCAAAUUGGAGCCAGAAAUGACUGUACAAUCACCUGAAAUAUGGAAUUUACCGGAGUUUGUGGCGCCGCCGGAGACGGCGGCGGAGGUGAAACUGGAACCACCGGCGCCGCCAAAGGCAAAGCAUUAUAGGGGAGUGAGAGUGAGGCCGUGGGGGAAGUUUGCAGCGGAAAUUAGGGAUCCGGCGAAGAAUGGGGCAAGGGUGUGGCUGGGUACAUAUGAGACGGCGGAGGACGCAGCGUUUGCUUAUGACAAGGCGGCGUUUCGCAUGCGGGGGUCACGUGCAUUGCUUAAUUUCCCGUUAAGGAUUAAUUCUGGUGAACCUGAUCCCAUUAGAGUUGGUUCUAAAAGAUCAUCAAUGUCGCCGCAGUAUUCUUCUUCUUCAUCGUCGUCGUCGCCGCCGAUGAAGAGGGGGAAGAAGGUUGCUCAAGAGACGGAGCUAGUGGCGCUAUAAGUCCUAAGUGGGUCCUGUAUAGUAAUAAUUAAAAAAAAAAAAAAGAAUUAACGAUGGAUUUGUUUCAUUUUUGGCUGACGUAAUAGAUUUGUUCUUUCUUUAA
Molecule: messenger RNA, 1021 nt
Organism: Nicotiana attenuata
Lineage: Eukaryota; Viridiplantae; Streptophyta; Magnoliopsida; Solanales; Solanaceae
Product: ethylene-responsive transcription factor 2-like
Exons: 1
Coding region: 196-918 (240 amino acids)
Biological process (GO): regulation of DNA-templated transcription; ethylene-activated signaling pathway
Molecular function (GO): DNA binding; DNA-binding transcription factor activity
Source: RefSeq, a predicted model, not a curated record